This is a messenger RNA of Aspergillus costaricaensis CBS 115574, 924 nucleotides long. Its product is annotated as putative C2H2 finger domain protein. The transcript is spliced from 3 exons. Bases 1 to 693 code for a protein of 230 amino acids. The record is from RefSeq and is a predicted model, not a curated record. NCBI's taxonomy places the organism in Eukaryota, Fungi, Ascomycota, Eurotiomycetes, Eurotiales, Aspergillaceae.
AUGGCGCCUGCAAGUGCCCAGAUUCCGAACAUCUCCCCUAUUGAACGAGGCUUUACCAAUCCCACUCCCAAGACCGAAUCUGCGCGUUCCGCUCUGAGCUCCUUCACCUGCACGCUCUGCAACAAGUCUUACUCUCGCCAUCCAGAGUACGAGGCCCAUAUUUCUUCAUAUGACCAUCAACACCGCAAGCGUCUCCAAGACCUCAAGCAGUUAUCCCGGGACCCCAAUGCCGCCGAGAAGGCCAGAAGAGCCGAACGGAAGGCCGACGCCGAGGCCGGGUUAAGGGUCAUCGACACACCCAAAGCUGCAUCAGUAUCUACUACGGGAACGGCAUCUGGAGCAGGUGGAAGUACAGGGGGCGGGGGAGGGUUUAAAAAGGGAGGGUUCAAAAGUUCCUUCACCACUGUGAAAGGACCUGUGGCUCCUGCAGCUCCCACGAAGAAAAACGUCCUAGGCGGUGACGAUGAUGACAACGAAAUUCCAGAAGCAGAUGAUGCGAGUCUGCGGCGCGCUCGGAGCCAAUCGACGAAACGCGAAAAUAUGCAGGUUGAUCAGGCGGAGAGCGAUACUGAUGAAGAGUACGACCGGGAUGGGGGUGUGAAUGGGGCGUAUUACAAUCCUCGAAAUCCUACCGGUUGUUCCCCUGCGUGUGCUGGUGCUAGGAACGUUCCUCUAGAGACUUCUUUUGUCUGAAACGAGCAUCAUGCGGAGCACAGUGCGGAUGUGGCGAUCACACCGACUAUGUACUGUGACGUCAAAUGGCCGAUCACUAUCCAAGUUUCCUUUCCUAAUGACUUGAUGAGUCCAAUACGUAUGUGAAUGAUGCUAUCCAGAAACGAGACAUUGCAAGCAUGGAGGUGGUUUCUCAACCGUCUCUCUCCUUAGCGGAGGGUCGAUGUUCUGGUAAUAGCAACGGCAGCGGAG